AAAGCUCAGGCAGGUGAACCGAGCUGGAUUAUUUGGAGAUAAAGGAGACUAUGAGAGUAUACUGUCUGCAGAGUCUGUACCAUCACUCUCUAGCCUGGAUAACUUCACAGUAUAGGAGGGCACCAGCCAGAGACCAGGGACUGGGCGUGUUCCUGGUGUCUAGCAACAUCUGUUCUCUUAGAGACCACAAACAGAGGAUGAGGUCAGGAUGGGGUGGGGGAGAAGAUAAAACGAUUACAAAUUUACACCCAAAAUGUCCUGAACAUUUGGGUCAAAAGCAAGCCACCACAUUAAGACCUUGGAAAGGUAAAGGCACUGCCAUUUUGGAAAAUAGUAUGAAAGUCCCUCAGAAAAUUUAAUGCGGGAUCGUUGUGGGAUCCGCCAACCCUAGUUUUGAGCCUAGAAGAAGGCGACUGGAGCCAGUGUGCUAAAGAGGGAUCUCCGGCUCUGUUGGCGAUAAACAGUCGUGAUAGAGAACACUGGGAUGAUUCCUCUUCAUCGUCAACUUGACUGGACCUGAAAUCACCACGGAAACACACCUCUGAGCGUGUCAGUGAGGGCGUUUCCAGAAAGAAAUGGACUGAGGUAGAAAGGCCCAACCUGAAUGUAGGCACCACAGUCUCAUGGGCCAGGGUCCAAAGGACACGUGCCCAGAACACCAGCUCCCUGCUUCCCGAAGGCAAAUGGGACCAGCUGCCGGCUGUCCUGCCACCAUUACCCACCCCCACCUCCCACCAACACACUGGGCCACACCCUCAAAGCCUAGCUAAACACCACUCUCUCCUUAAGUGAUGUUAGUCGGGUGUCUGGGCACGGGAAUGUAGCAACGGCAAGCAUGAUUCACAACAGCCAAGAUGCAGAAUCAAUCAGACUGAUUCUUCUACGAAAAGUGAUAUUCCCGAAAAGUGGCUUAGGUACGUAAUAGAACACUAUUCAGCCUUGAGAAGAAAAACGAAAAGAUUCUGUUACUUGGAAAAAGCCGGAUACAGCUAGAGAAUUUCAUUACGUGGGAGCUGGGGGGGGGGGGUCUCAACAGCAGAGACCACAUCUUGCAUGCCUAAGGCCUCAGGCGCUGUCGCCAGCACCACGCGCAAGAGAACACGAUCUGCAGCUUGGACCUGGCCCGUUCUCUUGGCAUCUGCUGUAGUGGCAGAAAGGCUGGAACCACCCGAAGCAGCUCUCUUUGUCAGGGCUGCCGUUAGCUGGAGGAUUUCCAUGUGGCAGUGAGGCUGCUGCCCAGCAUGGAGGCUGGACUGUAAGAAAACGAGAUUGAGGGGACUCAUGCUUAGCAUGAUGUCUGCUAUGGUCACAGACCUGCUCACCUUGAAAGGAAGAAAGCGUGCCCCUUACCUUUCGAUGGAUGAGUAGAAUGUUACUUCCGUAAGAAAAGCCAUGGCUCACAGUGAGGCAGCCGUCUUUGGAAAAUGCACUUUGCCCCACACAGCCGCUCUCUCAGGCCACAGGCCCUUUGCACAUUCUGUGUCUGGUGCCUGGAACGGUCGGUCCUUCUUGUCUUCCUCUGACAGGAACUCAUCCAGUUCCGCACCUCUCAACUGAGUCAUUUCACCUGUGAAGCGUUCCCUCAACUCCAUGAUCAGCAAUAUCACAAGAGCCAGGAUCUGAAGACCUUGGGACCAGAGAAGCCAGGAGCCACCUGGACAGAGCACUUGGACUUGGGCUGGCUUCUUCUUUUUUGACCUAGACUUCCUCCUUUCUCACCCAUGUGGCUGGAACCAGUGUUCCUUGGUGGCCUCCCUUUGAGAGCUGGGGCCGGAUGGGAGUGUAGUGGCCUCCCUCCUUAGAGCUGGUAGUCUUUGCUGAAGGCUGAGCAUUCUUCAAUGGCUAGCCAAUUGAGAGGGAGCCUUGGGGACUUUGGAAAGUUGCCCACUGCUCUAACUGGGUGGGGACUUAGCUGGAGACACCCUCUGAGGGGCUGCCCCCUUCCUGAAGUCCAGCCCUUCAAAGGGAGGCUAUCAGGCUCCUGCAGCGAGGGCCUGUUGUCUUUGGAGGUCUACAGUUUAGCUCAGGGCGAGCUAGAGUUCUCUUGUUAUCAAGUGGCUGCACCUGGACAAAGUUACCAGGAAGGGAUGAGCAGGGAUGAGAACGCAGGCCUCCCAGGUGCCAGGACUUGGGUAGUCCUGGCAUUCCAUGCCCUCUGGAGAGGCGAGGAAGGGAAAGGGAGACCGCCCUAGGAAACGCCACAGUCUACAGCAAUCAAGGCUAUUAAUUUUACAUGCUCAUUCCCUGAGUCAUGAUAACCCUCCAACGCAGUUACUGCACCUUCGCUUUAUAGGCAAGGGAGGAGUCGGGUGAUUUAUGGGCGGGCCCAAGGUCACAGGUUUCCAGUCCUGCUGGUGAGGCCCCUUCUGCUGAGUGUGGGUUCUCAGUAUGAGUGAUGGGGUCUUGUUGAAGGAAAAAAAAAAAAAAAAAAAAAAACCAACCCCAAACCCUCCCAGACAGACCAUUCUGCUACUGCCCUCCACUCCCAACCAAUGGGGAAGGAGGGCUGGAGAGCCCCUUCCAGAUUUAGUAAGUUGAGUGUGGUGGUGUUGGGGGUGCCAUACCAACAGCUGGGAGGCAGAGGGAAGGGGGAUCAGGAUUCAAGGCCAGCCUUUGCUACAUAGCAGGUCUGAGGCAGCUAGGGCUUCCCCAGACCCUGACUGGAACUUGAACCAUAUACCAGGCUGUUGUCCACUAACUGCCUCGCCUGAUACCAGAGGGCCCCCAAAAAGGUCUCAAAGGCAGGUGGCAAUCUCUGCCAAGGCCCCCAGCCUGGAAGAACACUGGUAAAAAGGAAGGUGGGAGCAUGACAGGGGGAGAUGAGCUAACCAGAGGCCAAAGAGCUCACAUUUCCCCAGAAACUUCUGGGCAGAGCAGCUGUUUCCCACAGAGGGGAAAGCCACCUCCAACCUCUGCAGGAGUUUUGUUUGUUUAUUUAUUGAGACAGGAUCUCUCAUAGCCCAGGCUGGCCCCAACCUUUCGCUGUAGCUGAGGUUGUCCUUGAACUCCUGAUCCUCUGAUUGUAAAAUGUGUCACCAUGGUCUGCUUGUGUGGGGCUGGAAAUGCAACCCAGGGCCUCAUGCAUGUGGGCAAGCACUCCUCUCAGUGAUUGACAUCCCAAGCUCUGCAUGUCUCCUGACCACCAAAGGGAGUUACUACUGACCACUGUGGUAGGGGUUUUAAAUACCGGUCAGUCUCAGCAGGUGCAGAGAAGGACAGCCCACUUCCCCACCGACUCCGUCCAUCCCUGAAGUUUCCAAGGCUGGCAAGGCAGAGAAACUUCAGUGUCUAGUACACAACGAUAUUAUGGGGUGAAACAGGGAUUUGCUGGGGAGAGAACUCUGGGCACCUCAGGAAAAAGGAUAAAGGGAGGCGCAAAUGCCUUUGAAAGAAUAGAUUUCUCUUUUUGUUGAGAUCCUCUUUAUUUAUUUUUAUUUUAAAAAUGUGUUUGCUGUGUAUGAGUGUUUUGGAAACAUUUGUUUGUGUGCCAUGCUUGUGCCCAGUGCCUGCAGAGGCCAGAAGAGGGCAUCAGCUCUACCGAAACUGAAGUUACAGACAACUGAGAGCCAUCACCUGGGUGCUGGACACUAAUCCUGGGUCGUCAGCAAGAGCAGCCCAUGCUCUUAAUCAUUGAGCCAUCUCUCCAGUAUCAGAAAAAUCCUGAGGACGAUUCUGUUGUUGACUUGACCGGGUUCCAGGAACAAAGCAGGGCUCGGCUCAGGGCCAGGAAACUGGAGUUCAACUCCUGGCCUGGCCACUCAGCGGCUGCACGACACCUGGGUCUCUUGGAACCUGUUUCCUUACUGGUAAAAUGGAAUGAGUGUGUUUGUUCUCUGCCUCUGUUGGCCUUGUGGGAGGACAAGCCCCUUCUAGGACAGCCCAUUCUUGCCUUUGGGAAGCGUGGGUACAGUGGUACUGGGGAAAUUCAUCACAUAUUUGUUACUUUGUUUCUUUUGUUACAUUGUGUUGAGCAUCCUAGUAGGCUUUGCCCCGUGACUGACCCUAUCAUUUACUUUUAAAUUAAAAGAGUAAAUUGAGUAUUUUGUCAUGUAUGUGCCAUGUGUGUGUGUGUGUGUGUGUGUGUGUGUGUGUGCAAUUAGAAACACUCAGUCUCUGGCUCUCUGGGAACCUUUAAGGAAUAACGAUUAAUGCUUUCUCGCCUGCUCAGGGUAUUUACAGUGUGCCCUCAGGCUAUGAAGAAGCCGAGUUUGCUCAAGAUGACAGCCAACUGCAAGCUCUGUCAUUGCUGAAUCCUGUGCUGCAGGCUGCUGUCUGUACUGAGAUCCAAAGUCACUCCGGACCGGGAACUCAUUUCACUCUCUCCUCUCCCCCAGCCAGAAGGAUGUUUCAUUAGGAAACAUGAUCCACCCCCCUCCCCAAUGAACAGAGAUAACCGAGAUUUUACAGUAGAGAAAGGUGUUGAUUUUGAUCCACACUCCAGCGAUUAAAUCAACACGAUUUUAUCCUUCCUCUGAACACACGGGCUCGACGGUGCAUGAAUUCCUACGGGGCUCAAGCCCCGGACCUUCCCAGUCUGAGUCUAGGAGUCUCUUUUGAUCCAGAACCUCUUCCAUCCCAUGAUGCUCUUGGCCAAAGGCAGGUGUGUCAGCUCACACCUAGAUAAAUUACAAGGAAACAAUAGCAUUGUCUUCUGAAAUUUCACCUGCUCUGUCCCUUGAACACGUGUAAACCACCUUAUGAGAUUGCUCAACGCUGCCUGACGGUGUGUCUGACUCAAUUUAAAGUGCCCACAUUUUUUUUUUUGUGGUAGUUGCUUUGGUUUGCAAGACACUUUUUAAAAAAAAAAAUAUUUAUUUAUUUAUUUAUUAUGUAUACAAUAUUCUGUCUGCGUGUAUGUCUGCAGGCCCGAAGAGGGCACCAGAUCUCAUUACAGAUGGUUGUGAGCCACCAUGUGGUUGCUGGGACUUGAACUCAGGACCUUUGGAAGAGCAGGCAAUGCUCUUAACCACUGAGCCAUCUCUCCAGCCCUGCAAGACACUUUUAAACAUGGCACUGGGUCAGAGCGGGCAAAGAUGCUCAGUGAUACGAGAUGGGAUCAUUGAAGCAUUCAUUUACUUGUUUAUUUAAAGAGGAAAGAAAGGAAAAGGAAACGCAUGGGAGAUGGGUAUGAUGGCUUCAUCUGGAAAGCUUUGCCAUCCGAACACGAGGACCUGAGUCUGGGUUCCCAGCACCUGCAUAAACAUUGGGGUAUAGUGAUGCAUGCUGGUUAUCCCAGUGCAGGGGAAGUAGAGGAACAGGAAUCCCUAGAGUUUAUUCAAAAGCCAGCCCAGCCUAGCCAGCAAGCUAUACAUCAAUGAGAGACCCUGUCUCAAAAACAAACAAACAAACAAACAAACAAACAAAAAAAAACAAGGUGGAUGGAGCCUGAGGAAUGACCCUUAAGGUUGACCUUUGGCUCCCACAUACACAUCCCUGCACUGACACAAACACACACCCAACUCAUACAAAGAAAAUGGAAAGAAAACAUUGGCAUUUUCACAUGUUAAAGACACAAGCGAUUAUUCAUUCUGAAGCCAUCCGCAAGAUCAACUUACAUGGAACUUUUUCACCUUUUCCCCAUCUUUUUUUUUUUGCUGCUCAGAAACAUUUAGACCUACCCUAUGGCAAUGACUGCAAGGAAGGCUCUGCCCUGUAUACUAGGCAAGCACAAAAGCAGCCUGGCUCCUGUAGCCUGGCAUUAGGGUAAGUAUAUCUUAAGGAAGCUCUUAUGCAGACUUGGCUCCGGGCGAUGAAACGUCACGGCCGUGUAACUGUAGCAAGUGAGAUUUCUAGGGAGCAAAUUAGUGAACAAACGUCUGCUAGCGAUGGCAAGAAAGGAAUCAUACGCCACCCCAAAAUAAAGCAAGUUGUGCAGUAAGUAUUUCAUUUAUUGGCCUUCUUCUAAUGCUAUUAGGGUUAAAAGGCAUCCUGUUGAUAAAAGGGGUCUCUUUAGAGAGGACCGAUGUCUUCUGGCAGCUGCUCUCGUCACAGAUACCUAUAGCAGGCAUGAUCAGUUUACAAGUGUGGGGGACACAGUAUUUAACAAGUGUAUAUAUACACUUCCCACUGGUCUCUGGGACAUGGGGCACCAUUGUCCCUUUAUUACCUGGAUGGACAUCAAUUGCUCUGGAAGUUGGUAGAACUCAGGGGAGAGCAUGGGCAACUCACAGGAGUUGGUUUUCUCAAUUUACCAUGUAGGCUCUGGAAUCUGAACUUGGGUUGUCAGGCUUGGCUAAUCUAGUCUAUCAUCUAUGUCUGUCUGUCUGUAUGCAUGUAUGUAUGUAGCUGUCUAUCUAUCUAAUCUUAGGUAAGGUUUCCUGUAUCUCUCACACUGAUUUAAACUCUGGAAUCUGAACUCAGGUUGUCAGGCUUGGCUAAUCUAGUCUAUCAUCUAUGUCUGCCUGUAUGCACGUAUGCAUGUAUGUAUGUAUCUGUCUAUCUAAUCGUAGGUAAGGCCACUGAUUUAAACUCACUAUUUAGCAGAAGAUGACCUUGAACUUCUGACCUGCCUUCUCCUUCCUGAUGUUAGGGUUACAGGCAGGUGUCACCACUCCUCGCUGAUGCAGCGCUGGGAGUUGAACCCAGGUCUCUUGCACGCUAGGCAAGCACUCUACCAACUGAGCUACACCCCAGCCCAGAUGUCUGCUCCUAUGUUGGCUAAGGGAGGAGCCUUCCUUUCCUGAACUUCCAGAUGAAUGCUCAUCACCCACAUGGGACAAAAGCAAACAAAAAGAUCUCUCAGUGGAAUCAGGACUUUGGCUUCUAAACAACCCCUCCCCCGCUCACCUUUAUAGCUUCCUUGUACUUCUAAAUGCUUUUUUUUUUCUUCCCUCAGUCAGCACACUCCCUGCCAAGAUAAGCCCAACACAGUGGGUGACAGAUCACCCAUCUUACAGCUAGAUCUGCAAGGGGAAAUCGAACAAGAACAGAAACACACACAUAUAUAUGCGCGCACAAACACACACACAAAUACACAUGCAUUCACACACAUGCGGUCUCAUGCAUGCAUAGGCUGAUGUCAAAGGUCCUUGAAUAGAGUCUUGUCUAGUGAUUGGAGGAGCUGAGGGUUGCCUUCAUCUUGAAACCCCUGCUUCUAGAUGAUACAAGCCAACCACCCUGGUAACCCCAGUAUCACAAAGCCAGCAUCUUACUAUGGCUUCUCUUUGCUGGGGUGCUGAGAAAAUUUUGGUAAUGGCUGUAGUCUGGGAGAAAAUGAUAGACUCAUGGGCUCUUUUGAACAUAAAAAAUGUAACAGAAAAUAUCUAUACCUCAUCCCCAAGGUGAUGCAGGACAAAGAGGCCACAGGUGACAUGGCUUGGCUUAAGGUCAAUCUAUUAUUCCAGUGCUCACUCCCUUCCUCCCCCCAGUGCCCAGAGGAUGACUGGUGUAAACAACAGCCACCAUCUCACUCCCAUGGUUAGAAAUCACACCCUACUCUCCUUGGCAACCUGGUCUUUUAAGGCGUAUUUAUUUAUGUAACACACUUCAUAAGUGAGGCUCUUCAUACACAAACCUAGCUCUUAUGUCACUGUAGACCAGGCUUCUGCCUCCUGAGCGCUAGGUUUGCAGACUUGAGUCUCGUAGGGCUAGUUCAGUACUCAGGUUUUAAGGCAAUAUACAGAUUAAAAAUUUUAAAACCACAAAGAGAGAGCCAAUGAAAGGAAGGCCUAGGCAAGACCAAGAAGAUAGACAUGGAGUAAAGAGGACAAAGGGUGGAUGUGGGACAGCCUGGCACUUGGGGACCUGGGCUGGCCCAGGAAGAGGCACCAAAUGCUAAGAACAUCUUCAUCCAUUCUGCCUACUCCCACAUGCAAGGACCAGGAUGUCCAAACGCCAUGCAAGGCUCAAGCGACCAUUAGAACCAGUUUGAUGUCCCUCUUGCAUUUUUGUUAUCUUUGCCAUUUGGUCAGAAUUCGGUCAUUUAAGCCAAGAAUCAUCAGGGCUUAGAGAGAUGGUGCUUCAGUGCUUGGACAUGAACUAGCUGGAGUCUAAAGAGUCCUUGUCAAAUCUAUAAACUACAGGUCCACGUGAUGGGCCAACCUGGCUUUUCCUUUUUGAGUAUUGUUUUACCUUGCUGCCGGCCAGUGCCAAGCCUUGCCCUGAUCCCCCCCCCCCACUGCCACCUUUCUGUGAACCACUAUAAGCAGCCACAGGGACUGGAGGUCAAUCAAGACCUUGAGGCUUUCUCUCCCCCAAGUCUUUUUAUAGCACCAUGCAAUGAGAUUAAAUGUGGCACAAGACUUGUUAUGGAAUAACUUUUAAUUGCUUAAUUAAGUUGGAGAUUGAAGGGACGAUUCAAAGGUUUCCUAUGAUUGAGAAAAAUAAGGCUGUGCCAAACUAGAUGAUGGUAUUGGUCACUGGAGAAAGUCCUUAGUGUUGACGCAUGACAAAAAUGCAGUAUGUUAAAAACAAUGACACUUUAACAACUUCAAGUAUAUUCAUAAGCUUUUAUUGUACAAUCAACCCCCUAAGGAACACAGAAGACCUCCUGAAUCAACCUGAUUCAGACCAGGGUUAGAUUAAAAUCCAAAAAGAACCCAUCCUACAGGACAGACUUGUUCAUUAAACGCAGACUCACUGUAGAAGUGUCCCAUUUAUGUCAACAAGCUCCAAAUAGACUUGGCAUAGUCUAUACGGUUCACGUUGUAUACAGUUAGCAAGUGGGGAAAGCUGCAGCUGUAUUGGCUGGAUGUGGACUCUAAAGGUAUCCAGAGGAAAGACCCAGAAAGGGCAUCAGCCAUCUGUACAUGGACUCAAGACAGGGCUGCGCUUCAUGCUUAGCGUCUGUACUUGGUGUCUUGAAAUAUUCCCCUUUCUGUCUCCACUCUCCUGUUAGACUGCGCCCGCGUCUGUCUUAUUUAGUUAGAAGUCUGAAGGUUAGUCCUACCUGCUGAGACUAAUUAGCCUCCACUCUUCGUCCCACGCAAUCCGCCCAAUGAAACGUACACAUUUGUCUUGUUUUAUUAUUUUUUUUCCGGGUUCUUUCUCCCUCCACUUCUGGUUUUGUGAUGAAUAUGGAGGUUGGGAGCUGGUGGGAUAGUGAUCUCACUGUCUGCCUCCCCCAUCCCAUCCUUAUUUUGCCUGCAUCUUCCGCUUUAGUGUGCUAAUGUGCCUGGGAUUUUUUUUCUUUUCGGUGCAGGGGAAUUCGCCGGCCUUGUCAAUCUCAGUAUCAUUAUUUUCAGGUGUCUUCUUUCUGAGGCCUGAGCCUGUAGAACAGUUUUGUUGAAACCCCAAACUCUCUAAAUAUUACACGGCAAAUUGGUUACUUUUGGAAAUCUACAACAUAUGCGCUUUUUAAAGGGGGGGGAGGGUGGGCUAAUUUAAUGCUUUGUGGACCCCGGAGUAACAUCACACCUAAUAGUAAAUUGACAAUUCCUAUUCUUUCUUUCUUUGGGGGUGGGUUGGAUGGGGGCGUCUCUUUCACCUUGGAAUUCCCAGUUCUCUUCUCACUGUAUACUUACAAGGAAAAGGACCUUCUCACUCUACCAUCCAGGAACACUGUUUGGGAAUCCGCCUUUCUCCUUUAACAUCACUUUCUUCCCCAUUUCAUAGCAAAUCAGUUUGCCCUCCCCAAGCCUAAUAAAAAACAGAUACCUGUCUCAGAAUUCUGACCCCCCCCCCCCAAGGGCUUCUAGGCCAGCUCUGGUGACUGUCUCAGCUCCUGGGCAUUUCCUCUCGGACCCCCUUGGAGAAAAACUGCAGUCCCACUCAUCCCAGGGCUUGGUGAACUUUCACUUUUAUUUUCCCUGGCGCUGUUAACGCCCAAACUUUUCACCUCCAAAGUCAGAACGGACUUUGGAUCCUACAUCACUUCCUACUUCCAACGUCAGUUUAAAAAAAAAAAAAAAGAAGAAAACCCAAAACCAACAACUUUACAUUUCCCUUAAGGAUAUUUUUAGUACCCCAGACAAACUUUAAGUAUUUGUUUUUUUGGAUAAAACGCCUUCUUGGCAUAUUUAGCCGAAUGGGUCUUUACAUUUAAUGACGUGACUCACUGUCAUUAAAGAAAAAGGGAGGGGAGCCCUUGUGGGUUAGCCUCCUUGAAUGUUCGUGGCCCAGCCCCUCAGCGUCCCCAGGUUUUCUCAGAGCAGAGGGGUGAGCUUUUUGGACCAGUUGUGUCUUAUCCCGCCCCAGGGCGUCCGACUUCUCUGCGGGAUUAACCAUUGAGCACCCUGUCCCCACGUCCUACAGUCCUCCCCUAUUGGUCCCCAUCCUCGAGACUUCUGGCUAAUACUUUUUCUGGGCCUCUCCCCAUCCCCGCCCCCCAAGUGGGCUUUCCUUCCGCCUUCCCCGGCUCAGAUUCCGGACUCGGUUGCCACCCCCUUCCCCUCCUCUCCCGGUCCGCAUUGUCUUUCGGAACCCGCCCCCUCCAGGAGCGGGGCCCGCACCGUCUGGGCGCCCAGCUCGCGCAGGGCGCACAGGCCGCACCCCGCUCGCCUCCCGCGGCCCGGCCCGCCCCUCUCGCUCUCCCGGCGCCCAAAGGAUCAUUGUUGGCCGCCCCCGCCCCGCCCACCCCGGCUGUUUAUUUAUGCACACGUCACCGGGCUCGCCCCGCCCCCUGGCAUCUCAUUAAGGCGAGUGUGUUCCUCUCGCCCUGUCAAUAAUCUCCGCUCCCAGACUACUCCGUUCCUCCGGAUUUCGAUCCCCCUUUUUCUAUCUGUCAAUCAGCGCCGCCUUUGAACUGAAAAGCUCAGUCUAACUUCAACUCACUCAAAUCCGAGCGGCACGAGCUCCUUCGGUGUCUUCGGCUUCCCCCCCCUUUGCUCUUAUAUCUGACUUGUUGUUGUUGUUUUUUUUUUAACCCCCGUUUUUUAUUUAUUAUUUUUUUGCACAUUGAUCGGAUCCUUGGGAACGAGAGAAAAAAGAAAUCCAAACUCACGCGUGCAGAAGAUCUCCCCCUUCCCCUCCCCUCCUCCCUCUUUUCCCCUCCCCAGGAGAGAAAGACCCCAAAGAAGGAAAAAAAAGUUAACCUUGGACUCGUCUUUUUCUUGCAAUAUUUUUUGGGGGGCUCGCAAAACUUUUUUUUUUUUUUGCUUUUCUUCCUCCUUCAUUUUUCUUCCAAAAUUGCUGCUGGUGGGUGAAAAAAAAUGCCGCAGCUGAACGGCGGUGGAGGAGAUGACCUAGGCGCUAACGACGAACUGAUCUCCUUCAAAGACGAGGGCGAGCAGGAGGAGAAGAACUCGGAAAACUCCUCGGCGGAGAGGGAUUUAGCCGAUGUCAAGUCGUCGCUGGUCAAUGAAUCAGAGACGAAUCAAAACAGCUCCUCCGAUUCCGAGGCGGAAAGACGGCCUCCGCCUCGCUCCGAAAGUUUCCGAGAUAAAUCCCGGGAAAGUUUGGAAGAAGCGGCCAAGAGGCAAGAUGGAGGGCUCUUUAAGGGGCCACCGUAUCCCGGCUACCCCUUCAUCAUGAUCCCCGACCUGACGAGCCCCUACCUCCCCAACGGAUCGCUCUCGCCCACCGCCCGAACCCUCCAUUUUCAAUCCGGCAGCAAUCAUUACUCUGCGUACAAAACGAUUGAACACCAGAUUGCAAUUCAGUAUCUGCAGAUGAAAUGGCCGCUGCUCGAUGUCCAAGCAGGAAGCCUCCAGAGCAGACAAGCCCUCAAGGAUGCACGCUCCCCCUCGCCCGCACACAUCGUGCAGAGCCCCCUCCCUUGCUGCACUCAGGGACAUGCCUGUGAGCACUUCUACCCCCCCUCAGACUUCACUGUCAGCACGCAAGUCUUCAGGGACAUGAAAAGCAGCCACUCCUUACAAAAGGUUGGGGAGCCCUGGUGUCUGGAGUCGAACAAAGUUCCGGUGGUGCAGCACCCCCACCAUGUCCACCCACUCACGCCUCUCAUCACCUACAGCAACGAACACUUCACCCCGGGAAAUCCACCUCCACACUUACCUGCUGAUGUAGACCCCAAGACAGGAAUCCCACGGCCUCCGCACCCUCCAGAUAUCUCUCCAUAUUACCCGCUGUCGCCCGGCACCGUAGGACAAAUCCCCCAUCCGCUAGGAUGGUUAGUACCACAGCAAGGUCAGCCUGUGUACCCAAUCACGACAGGAGGGUUCAGACACCCCUACCCCACAGCGCUGACAGUCAACGCUUCUAUGUCUAGCUUUCUGUCUUCUAGGUUCCCUCCCCACAUGGUCCCUCCCCAUCAUACUCUCCACACGACCGGCAUCCCCCAUCCAGCCAUCGUCACCCCAACAGUCAAGCAGGAAUCCUCACAGAGUGACGUCGGCUCACUCCAUAGCUCAAAACAUCAGGACUCCAAAAAGGAAGAAGAAAAGAAAAAGCCCCACAUAAAGAAGCCCCUCAAUGCGUUCAUGUUGUAUAUGAAGGAAAUGAGAGCGAAGGUGGUGGCCGAGUGCACACUGAAGGAAAGUGCAGCCAUUAACCAGAUCCUCGGGCGCAGGUGGCAUGCCCUGUCCAGGGAAGAGCAAGCAAAGUACUACGAGCUGGCCCGGAAGGAACGACAGCUUCACAUGCAGCUGUACCCUGGCUGGUCUGCGCGGGAUAACUAUGGGAAGAAGAAGAAGAGGAAAAGGGACAAGCAGCCGGGUGAGACCAAUGAACACAGCGAAUGUUUCCUAAAUCCUUGCCUUUCACUUCCUCCGAUCACAGAUGCAAAUACUCCAAAGAAGUGUCGGGCACUGUUCGGGCUUGACCGACAGACUUUAUGGUGCAAACCCUGCAGGAGAAAAAAAAAGUGCGUUCGCUACAUACAAGGUGAAGGCAGCUGCGUCAGCCCACCCUCUUCAGAUGGAAGCUUACUAGACUCGCCUCCCCCAUCCCCGCAUCUGCUAGGCUCCCCUCCCCAAGACGCCAAGUCACAGACUGAGCAGACACAGCCACUCUCGCUGUCCCUGAAGCCUGACCCUCUGGCCCACCUGUCCAUGAUGCCACCGCCACCUGCGCUCCUGCUGGCUGAAGCUGCCCACGGCAAGGCCUCCACCCUCUGUCCCAACGGAGCCCUGGACCUGCCACCUGCUGCCCUGCAGCCACCCAUGGUCCCCUCUUCAUCGCUCACACAGCCGUCAACAUCUUCCUUACAUUCCCACAACUCUCUGGCUGGGACCCAGCCCCAGCCUCUGUCUCUGGUGACCAAGUCUUUAGAAUAGCUACACCUCGUCCACCGUCCCCUGCUUGAUUGACGUGUGUCCUCCUGGUUCUUGGUUUGCCCUUCCCCAUCUUGGAAAGCUUUUGUUUUGUACUCUUAAUUUUGUGCCUCUGUGGCUUACAUGAGUUGAUGUUUAUCGAGUUCAUUGGUCAAUAUUUGACCCAUUCUUAUUUCAAUUUCUCCUUUUAAAUAUGUAGAUGAGAGAAACCUCAUGAUUCUACCAAAAUUUUUAUCAACAGCUGUUUAAAGUCUUUGUAGCGUUUAAAAUAUAUAUAUAUAUACAUAACUGUUAUGUAGUUUGGAUAGCUUAGUUUGAAAAGACUGAUUAAAAAGCAAAAAGAAGAAAAAAAAAAGAGAGAAGCCGUUUCGAAGCACCCUCCAGAAGGAGUUGGUUCUGUAUUAUUUGUAUUAAAUACGAGCUUGCGAACCAAUCACUUUACAUCGCGGUUUUGAAACCAUGAGGGCACAAUGAAUGCAGUGCCGUCUCUUUCCUUUUCUUUCUUUCUUUCUUUCUUUCUUUCUUUCUUUCUUUCUUUCUUUCUUUCUUUCUUUUUCCUGUGUGAAACAACUUUUAUUGUGAUGUUACUUGUUAUUGUUUAAAUGUACAGAAACAAAGGGUUAAAAUGUGUUAAUAUACCUUGUUCCAUGGUGUUGUUCUUUUGGGGGGAGGGGGACGCUACUCAACAAUGAAUGGAAUCAGAGCUGUUGGACCAGUAGUAUUUAUUGCUUUAGAGAUUGCUUGUACCUGUACGUCCGUCCCUUUAAAAUAUGUUUUACUUUUUUUUGAAACUGUAUAAAGUCCACCCCCCCCCUUAGCAUAAGCAUCUUAUAUAUAACAACUCAUUUGUACAAGGUUUUUAAGUUUAUAUAUAAAAUGUGUAUAUAUUUUUUUGUUUUCUUUUUUUGACUUUUGUCUGUUUUUGUUUGUUUCUGUAUGAAACCCAGAUGCCACCAAAUGGACAUUGAUAGUUGCAUUAAAGAUCAGUAGCAUUAACAAAAGUUGCUUUAAAAGCCAUUAUGUGAAACAAGACUUGAACAUUAGUGAGAGAAUCUUAGCAGCUGUCUGAGCAGCCAUGGGAACCACCCUGUUUCCCCCCCUCCCCCCCCCACCUCCUAGUCAAUUGCCCUGUGCUCUUAGAACAUGGACUGACCGCGUGCAAAACUUUUAUGUGCCAAAACUCUCAGUGACUUUAGCUCUCUCCCUCUUCUCUGAUGCUGUACUUUCCGUUCGCCAUGUUUUGCUGUGAUGUUACAUAGAUAGAUUUGUAUGUAGUUUUAAUGUCACCUAUAACAAAAUGUGUUUGGUAGCAGACUGUCCAGAAAGCAUUUUAAAUGAAGAGGUCUAAACCCUUAAGGGCCAAAAAUUCUGUAUAUUAGAUUACUCUUAAAUGAAAAAAAAAGAAAAAAGAAAAAAAAAACCAGCUGCCGCUUUUAUGUACGCAUAUUACAUACAAGUAGGUGGUGAACUUAACACAGGAGACCCUAGGCAUGCUGAUGUUGUAAAAUCCUGUAUAAAGCCGAGACCUGUUCCUCCAGUGCCAUCGUAGUUGACAUGAAGCGAUUGUAAAACUGUCUCCGGUUUUCUCUGGUUUAUUAAAAUGCUAACUAUAACAUUUUUUGUGAAUACUUUGAAUGUUUCCUAACAGUUGUGAUGUUAUUGUUCUGUUUUAUGCUUAUCCCGAGUUCAUUUUGAAUGGUUUGGAAGCCGUUUUUGUAAUGAAUAAAUGUCCAUGCUGUACAGUAUGUAGCAUGCUGUUCUGGGUUAAUAAAAGCAACUUAGUAUGUGCAGAGGAA
This is a messenger RNA of Alexandromys fortis (reed vole), 14905 nucleotides long. It is a transcript of the gene Tcf7l2, whose product is annotated as transcription factor 7 like 2. NCBI's taxonomy places the organism in Eukaryota, Metazoa, Chordata, Mammalia, Rodentia, Cricetidae. The record is from RefSeq and is a predicted model, not a curated record. The coding region runs from base 11088 to 13112 and encodes 674 amino acids. Gene Ontology annotation, cellular component: chromatin; catenin-TCF7L2 complex; beta-catenin-TCF complex. The transcript is spliced from 18 exons. Gene Ontology annotation, molecular function: DNA-binding transcription factor activity, RNA polymerase II-specific; RNA polymerase II cis-regulatory region sequence-specific DNA binding. Gene Ontology annotation, biological process: canonical Wnt signaling pathway; regulation of transcription by RNA polymerase II.